Rhodotorula graminis WP1 is the source of this 747-nucleotide messenger RNA. RefSeq lists its product as uncharacterized. The coding region runs from base 200 to 655 and encodes 151 amino acids. Gene Ontology annotation, biological process: translation. The record is from RefSeq and is a predicted model, not a curated record. The transcript has 6 exons. Gene Ontology annotation, molecular function: structural constituent of ribosome; small ribosomal subunit rRNA binding. Gene Ontology annotation, cellular component: ribosome; cytosolic small ribosomal subunit; nucleolus. NCBI's taxonomy places the organism in Eukaryota, Fungi, Basidiomycota, Microbotryomycetes, Sporidiobolales, Sporidiobolaceae.
GUUGAAGCUUCCCCGACUUUUCCGCCGUCGCCACCCCGGCCGACUCGCAGUCUCGGCCUCUCUUCCCGCCAGAGAGCGAGCUCGGGUCGCGCAGGGGACAGGAGAGCUGGACCCGGUUCCCUCUCGAAUGAGGUGCUGACAGCUGCUCUUGCGGUUGGUCCCCUUCAUCGAAACAGAACCCCCCGACAACUUAGCCAGAAUGGGUCGCAUGCACAACCCCCACAAGGGUAUCGCGGGCUCUGCCCUCCCGUACAAGCGCUCGGCGCCGCGCUGGCUCAAGACCUCGCCCGACGAGAUCAAGGAGCAGAUCUUCAAGCUCGCGCGCAAGGGCCUCACGCCGUCGCAGAUCGGCGUCAUCCUCCGCGACUCGCACGGCGUCGCCCAGGUCAAGUCGGUCACCGGUAACAAGAUCCUCCGCAUCCUCAAGACGGCCGGCCUCGCGCCCCAGAUCCCCGAGGACCUGUACCACCUCAUCAAGAAGGCCGUCCAGGUUCGCAAGCACCUCGAGCGCAACCGCCACGACAAGGACUCCAAGUUCCGCCUGAUUCUCAUCGAGUCGCGUAUCCACCGCCUCGCGCGCUACUACCGCACCAAGUCGCAGCUCCCGCCCACGUUCAAGUACGAGGCCGCGACCGCGUCGACCCUCAUUGCCUAAACCUGCGUCGCUCGCGACCGGGAUCGGGUGGUACCUUGGGAAGGGGUUUUUGGGGGCGCGAGGGCUGCCAAUACAGUCGUUGGGCUGCUUCC